Messenger RNA from Penicillium subrubescens, 222 nucleotides. RefSeq lists its product as uncharacterized. The record is from RefSeq and is a predicted model, not a curated record. The transcript has a single exon. Lineage: Eukaryota; Fungi; Ascomycota; Eurotiomycetes; Eurotiales; Aspergillaceae. Bases 1 to 222 code for a protein of 73 amino acids.
AUGUCCAAGCUCGCUGGCGACCUGCGUCUUAAGACCGACAAUACCGAGGCCAUGGACGUCUUCAACGCUGACAUGCGGUGGCCCCUAACCAAGGCGAAUAGCCCCCCACUCUGGCAGCGGCGUGGGCACUCCCAUAUGUGCCUAAUUUUCAUCCCCGAUGAGUGCCCGAAGGAAGUUUACGGCCAGAUGCAGCUGAAACAUCAUGUCCCUCAUCGCUCUUGA